This is a messenger RNA of Schistocerca gregaria, 558 nucleotides long. RefSeq names its product major centromere autoantigen B-like. The record is from RefSeq and is a predicted model, not a curated record. The transcript is spliced from 4 exons. The coding region runs from base 1 to 558 and encodes 185 amino acids. Lineage: Eukaryota; Metazoa; Arthropoda; Insecta; Orthoptera; Acrididae.
AUGAAUUCAGUAUAUUUUGGGAGUAUCAGGGGCAACGAGGAGGAGGAGGAGGAGGAGGAGGGAGCAACGAGCAAUGAGGAGGAGGAGGAGGAGGGAGUAACAGGGGCAACAAGGAGAGGAGGUGAAGGAGGAGGGAGUAACAGGGGCAACGAGGAGGAGGAGGAGGAGAGAGUGAGUAACAGGGGCAACGAAGAGGAGGAGGAGGAGGAGGAGGAGGAGGAGGAGGAGGAGGAGAGAGGGCGAGGAGGAGGAGGAGCAGGAGGAGGAGGAGGGAGUAACAGGGGCGACGAGGAGGAGGAGGAGGAGGAGGGAGUAACGGGCAACGAGGAGGAGGAGGAGGAGGAGGAGGGAGCAACGAGCAAUGAGGAGGAGGAGGAGGAGGGAGUAACAGGGGCAACAAGGAGAGGAGGUGAAGGAGGAGGGAGUAACAGGGGCAACGAGGAGGAGGAGGAGGAGAGAGUGAGUAACAGGGGCAACGAAGAGGAGGAGGAGGAGGAGGAGGAGGAGGAGGAGGAGGAGAGAGUAACAGGGGCGAGGAGGAGGAGGAGGAGAGAGUAA